AAUUUUUCAUCAUUCAAAUAAAUACUAAGUACUAAUCUAUAAGACACUAUUCACAAACUAUGUCUUAUAAGGUUAAUGUUGCAUUUUUCCUAUGUCUCAAUAUUAUUUUCUUCACUAUGGUGAAUUGCAACUAUGUACCUGAAAUCCCAGUCCCAAUCCCAGACCCAAUAUAUAACCCUUCUCCAAAGGGUACAUGUCCUAUAGAUGCACUUAAGUUAGGUGUGUGUGCAAAUUUGUUGAACUUGGUCAAAGUUAAAUUGGGGUCCCCACCAACACUCCCUUGUUGCUCACUCAUUCAAGGUCUUGCUGAUCUUGAAGCUGCUGCUUGCCUUUGCACUGCCCUUAAAGCUAAGGUCCUUGGUCUCCAUCUUGAUGUCCCUAUUUCCUUGAGUGUCAUUCUCAACAAUUGUGGAAGGAACAACUCUGGUUUCAAGUGCACUUAGAAUAUCCACAAUUUCAUAUAUAUAUAUAUAUAUAUAUAUAUAUAUAUAUAUAUAUAUAUAUAUAUAUAUAUUUAUAUUUGUACUCAUGUUCACAUGUUGGUUUGUGUUUGUUAUUCGUGUGUGUCUUAAUCAUGCCGGUUUCUAGAAAAAAUAGACUAUGGUAAUUUGGAGUUCAGCCGGAAGUAAGUCAACAUGGCCGAUGAUUAUUUCAGGCGUAAUCUCCUAGUAUCUGCUUGCGUUAUUUUUAGUAUGUUUUUAUUAUGUAAUUAUUUGGUGCUUGCUGGUCAUAUUCUUCAAUUCUUACACCUUCACUAUUGUAUUUCUUUUAAGAUGGAAGAUUAUACAUCUUCAUCAGCUCGAUAGUAUUAAAGGUGUACUACAAAUAAAAUAUUGUGAUUCUUAAGUCUCUCUUUAAUAUUAA
This is a messenger RNA of Medicago truncatula (barrel medic), 864 nucleotides long. Its product is annotated as 14 kDa proline-rich protein DC2.15. The record is from RefSeq and is a predicted model, not a curated record. NCBI's taxonomy places the organism in Eukaryota, Viridiplantae, Streptophyta, Magnoliopsida, Fabales, Fabaceae. The transcript has a single exon. The coding region runs from base 60 to 443 and encodes 127 amino acids.